CUUAUGUGAAAUGAAGCAAAUAAUUUGACAGCUAGCGCCAUGGGAGCCUUCAGUUUGUUGCUGAGAUGAAGUAAGAUGAUAGGGCUAUUGCAUUGUUAGUUCUUGAACUUUAUACUGCCUUGUUUUCUUAAGUAAACUCGCUGACACGUUGAUAAAUUCGCUGGGAACAGACAGUUUAUACAAAGGAAUUUUAGGAUUUGGCUCUGAAUCUAACUCUAGGCAUUCAUAUGGAACAAGUUCUGUGAUUUAAUGAAUUGACGGGAAAGGAAUUUUCGGAUGUGAAUAUCGGUUUGAUGUGGUUGUCUUUCUUUCGUCAUGCCGUUGUCUUGGAAGUCUGUAUGGGAUGAUUUCGCUAUGAGCUACAGCGCAGCGAAACCUGACGGUGAAAGGCAGAAUGUUAAGACAGGUAAAUGAGCAAUGUGUUUGUGUAUAUAGUUAUAGUUUCACAAGCACUAUCACUUCAGCAGAUCAGAUGGUCAACCAACAGUAUGUAGCAGUCUCGUAUUUGGUGGCAAGUGAAUUGAAUUGAGAGAUAUGGACUAAUUCGGUUGCUUUUGUAAACUCUCAACUCAUUUCUGAAGAAGAUGCCAUCUCGGUUGGCCGUUGUCCUGUAACGCUUGUGUUUGUGUUAGGUUCAGACAUGUUGUCACCCGCACCGCAACUCAAAUAUAAUAAUACAGUACAAGUUUAUUAAAGAAAUGUAUAAUUUGUACAUCACUAUAUUUAUAAAGAAAUGUACAAUUUGUACAUCACUAUAUUUAUAUAGUGCUGAUGGCGUCGAAGUUUGAUCGUGUAUCUAUAGUCAGCCGGUAUGUUUUCGAAGGGAGGUUUGAGAACACACGCAAUGCAUGGUAUAGGUGGACUUACUGAAAGUCUGCGGCCUGUGCGCAUGGGUGAUUAAUUUUAAAUAUGACAGUAUAGCUACUUUGUUGGGGCAUAAUUUGAGCAAGGAUAAAAGUAAGGUUGAGUGGCUGACUCAUGUCGUGUUGGUGACAGAGGUUUUGUAUCUUGACUGUUUAUGUAGUUUACACUGGCAAAUGUUGCCGCGAUUUUUAUUGCGAUUUUAUUCUGUUGCAUGUGAACACCCAGAAUGUUCUGAGUGUAUAUCAAUAAUAUCAUACCCUCAUUUGAACAUUCAUAAUUCGUUCUCUCCUUCACUUCAAACAGAAGAAGGGGAAAAUCGCGCUAAACAGCGCAUGCUUGAGAUAGUGAGGAAAAAAUUGGUACAAUUUUAGCGUCAGUAUAUACAUGCGGAAUUGUGUUGAACAAUUAUACUAUUGUUGGUAUGUGGUUAUCACUGAAGCAUAAAUAUACACUGAUGAGUCAAAGAUGUAAAUAACCAAAUCUGUACUCGAUUAAUAUUUUACUUGUAUGGUUUCCUAUGCCUUAAUAAUGCUUUGAUUUGUGUUGGCUUGAGGCAGGCGGUGAUCUGGGGCAGUAACUCUUACUGAGGAAAAAUCUGGUUGAGAGUGCUAAUGCUUUACGAAUCAGCUCAUUACCACUGAAGCAUGAAUUUAAUGAUUCAAACUUAGCUUGUUUUACUUGUAUUUGUUCGGUGUGUAGAGUUCCUAUGUCUUCACACUACGUUUUAAGUAUCUGGAUUGCUGACUGUUAACUGGUGUCCUCAACGUUGGCGCAUAUUUGCAUAGCACAUGCUAGACUACGUGGCUAUAUAUGCUUUAAACCUUGAACAAAUACAGUAGAUUAACACUGGAAAUUUUUUCAAGAUCAUGAUGUUUGUGAUGUUACUCUGAGUGUAUAUCCACACCGGGCAAGCUUGAAAAAUAUGCCUGGCCAGGGUGGGAAUCGAACCUACGACCCUUGGAAUACCGAGCCCAAUGCUCUGCCAACUGAGCUACGCGGUCAGGUCGGUUCGAGUAUGUGAUAUUUUGGAACUAGGUCUAGUUCCUUCGAUAUCAAUGCAAUCUAGUAAUCAUGACUUUUCUGAGUUAGACACAGAAAAAUCAUUUUUCCAAAUCCUUAUUAUGGAAAUCACACUUUCCAUCUUAUGGAUAUAGUAUGGAUAUAUAUGCUAUGUCUAUGGAUUUAGUGAUAUAAAAUCGCAAAUUCCAUAGAACGAAUUUGACUAUUUUUUUCUAGUGUAACGGCAAACCGUGGUGCUGCACUUUUAGGCGAAAACGUAAUCUGAUGUAGAAACCUUUCGUAGUAUUAUAUAAGUUGCCAACGUUGCCCAUGAGGGCUACAUGUAGUGGGAUUUACCGUCUCUAUAUCUACUCAAAAAGUUCUGAGUGGUCUGGGCAGGAACAGAGCUACAACUGCUGAUAUCAGUGUCUUAGAAGCCAUAUGUUUCGACAUGCGCUAUUUUCGUUAGUGUCAAUGCCUUGUGGAGAAAAAUUUCUAACAGUUGUUAAAAUCACAAGGCUUUGUAGUUGUUGUUGGUUGAUUUAAUAAGUGUUUAUCCACAUUACACAAAGAACAUGCAAUUUCCACUGAGUCAUGACACAAACAAUAUCAGUUCCUGCCUUGUCUAUUUUGGACGCGCGCCGUACGUGACCUUGCAUUUCCACUUAACCUUGCCUUAACCACGCCUUCAACAAUUUUUUCGUCUAAAACGCUUUCGUCUUUUUCGCAGAAAAUCAAACGAACACGAAAUUCAUCGUAAUUCUGGUCGUCACAGCUUUUUUCGCCGUCAGUAUCGUCUGCCUUCUCGCUGCCAUCCUCUAUAAAUGGCUACAAAAACGCCGUCGGGAUAAAGCGAAGGAAAAACUCGCCACCCCAGCUAAAAAACGUACCCCAAACUCGCCCCAGGAUAAACCACGUCACGUGAAGCUCAUGCGCUCCGACAGUUCACUGUCGGAGAUCGUCGACACUAGUCGAGAGUCUUCGCUUCCUCCGACACCCUUGAGUCCACUCAGCGAAGAAGAUAACUUAUCGUUUCCGUUCGAAAGAGGGCGACUAGAAUUUUCAAUAUUUUAUGACCGUGAGAAAGAGUGUUUGAAGGCCACCGUUAUCCAAGCUCAUGGCCUACCACAACGCUCUUGUAUAUUCUAUGUGGAAGGGACACUCUUACCUGAUGUUACCACCCAACAAAAGACAAGUAUUCGCUAUCACAAUCCCAGCCCUGUUUUCGAAGAGUCCGUUAAAUUCUCGCUACCCUUCGAAGAGCUGUCUGAAAGGACACUGUGCUUGAAGGUGGUAGAAUUGGAUGGUUUUUCAAAUAGACUGCCAGUGGGGCAUUUGCUGUAUUCGUUUGAUACCGAGAAUAAUAAUUAUAUGGACAUGUUGAGAAUGGACCAGGAACUGAGUCGCGGAAAACCUCAGGUAAUUUGAGAGGACUAUGGUAAAAUCUUCAAAAAAACGCACAAGUUGUAACAAACCUGCAGCAGACUUGUAGCAGUGCUGUUCCAACAACUUGUCAACAGGAUGUGUUCGCACUGCUUGUUCCCAGCUUGUUGACAUGUUGUCAACGGCUUGUUGACAACUUGCUACAAGGUUGUUGAGCCCAACAGACUUGUUACAAGUUGUUUCAACAACUUGUUAUCGUUCUGCAAUGCAACAAUUUGUCAACAAGUUGUGAGUGACAACCUUGUAGCAACUUGACAAAAUAACAACAUUGUUACAACUUGUUGACAAGCUCGCUACAAGCCUGUUGCGAACACAUCUUGUUGACAAGUUGUGAGAUUUUUACGUGUGUACCAGUGUAGCUACUGCCAGUGAUAUGAAAGCUGCGCAAUGGACCAUUUGCAUUAUGGACUAAAUUUUGAUCUAGACAAGUCUAGACAAAAAUUUCAUCACAGCUUGAAAGAGCGUCACAAAAUUAGUAAUAUUCCAAAGUUUCGUUGCGAAAUGUUGUAAAAUGCGGAUAAUAUAGCCUUGCGAAGUUUGUCGUUUUUCAGUCAUUUUGUAUUACAAACGGGAAAUUGACAGCCCCAAUGGGUAUUGGGCUGUGAAUUUCCCCCGCGUAAUGCGAAAGGACUGAAAAACGGCAAACUUCGCAAGGCAAUAUUAUCCGCAUUUUACAACAUUUCGCAACGAAACUUUGGAAUAUUACUAAUUUUGUGAUUCUCUUUCAAGCUGUGAUGAAAUUUUUUUCUAGACUUGUUUAAAUCAAAAUUUAGUCUAUAAUGCAAAUGGUCCAUUCGAAGCUUUGAGGAUUAUGAUAAACACUGAUGGUCAUGUUUUACUAUAUUUUUUCCAGGACGAUUCUGAAAACUCGAACAUUGGCGAAAUAUUGGUAUCUCUAUGUUACCUGCCCACAGCUGGUCGUCUAACUCUGGUGGUUCUCAAAAGUCGCCUAUUUCAAGCAAAUAAUGGCUUGCCAAGUAAGUUACUUCAUGCAUCUUAUAUUAUUUUAAUUAAAGAGUUUACAUAACUAAUACUAGUGCAUUAAACACUCGAUGUUCGUUCGGAAAUGUGCUGGACAUUGGACAUGUUAGAUGAGCUUGUUUUUGUAGCAACUUUAAAACGGAAUGUUAGGGAGAGCCGUGUUAGGUAAAAAGCAUUUGCAAGCUUAUCCAUUAAAAAAACUUUUAAAGAAACACAUGCAUGCCUCUUCGCUAUAUUCUUUUAAGUAUUUUUUCAGAUAACAUGAUUUUGGUUGCUAGAAUGGUUGCGUUUCAAGUUGCUGAAAAACAUGCCUCGUGUAACAUUGUCUUAAAUAUUCCAUCUCGCAUUUCAAGUUUAAACUUAUUAAACCCAAAUGGGCUAUGUAUCUGAUAGGAAGUUCGUCUGCCGACUCAUUCUUCAAGUCGAUUUAAAGUUCGUAUAAAUGUCUUAUACUUUAUUUUUCAACCUUCGUAAAUCUUUCAAACUCGACCAACCGACAUUUCGUUUCGGACUUUCGAGCGAGGCUUGUUUUCUGACUCGCUCCACGGCCGCGUGUUUCAAUCCAGCUUCCAAAAUCUCGUCAGGCUGCGCUGGAUUGGCACUGAAAGACCUGGGGCGACUCUCGAUCCCAGGAACGGCUAAGCUCUUUGGCCGCGUGGUAUGCUCUGGAGCUUUCACGUGAUUCUUAUUUUUUAACAUGUGAUUGACUUUAUGUACUUCGAUCGCACCCGGCAUGCUUUUCCGUCGUUCUCUAUUGAAGUGGUAGAAACUUUUAAACUCACCGUUGCUAUGCGACGCCAUGUCAUCGCUGCUCGAAAAUAGAUGGCGGUCUUUUGACUUCGGAGAUUGAAUUUCGAUAUAAGGUUGCCCUUUUCGUACCGGAUCUUUGUACCUUUGGUCGUUUCUCGUAUAGUCUGAUACCGGCGGUGUACGUGGCCGAGUUCGAUUUGUUGCGUGGAUUUCUUCGCGUGAACUACGCGUGGGACGAUUUGUCGCGUGCACUUCCUCGCGGCAAACACCUUCUUUGCGUGCAAGCCCACCAACCUGUUUUCUCACGAGAAAACUGCUCACGUCGACUCGGGAAACUUCGGGUAACGAUCGGUACUCGAACAUUAACGACAGAUCGUCUCCUGGAUAGUACUUUUUACCGUGUUGCUGACGUUCGUACCGCAACGCCGCCAAAACUGCUUGUUUUUUAUUGUGAAGUUCCGUGAUUUGUCCGUUCGUGUUUGUAAUUGAAUAAUUAUGCUCGUUUUUAUCCAUUCGUAGCUGAGUUAAUUCGCUUUCUAACUGCGCGAUAAUAGUCUUGCAUUGUUCUAUAUCAUCUAAAGCCGAUGGUGGGUUAUUGAGAGCUAAGAACUCGAUCACAGGCGGGCUUUGAAGCACAUCGCGUUGUCGAGUUAUCAUGUACAAAAACCCUUGCAAGCCCUGACGUCUACUGUUUAAGAACCGCGGUUCAAAGUUGUCACCAAAAUAUCUUUUGGGAGGCAAACUGAAUUCCUUGGCGGGAAAAAUUCGCUUCAAGUCGCUCUUUAAUUGAUGGAAUUCUCUGUAGCGACGUGUUAUCAACCAGCCUUGUUUGUCGCCGUUGUGCACGUAUAUUUUGUACACGGUGUGGCGUUUGCACGCGGGUUUUAUUUCGUGACACGUUAUAGCGGUUUCCAAAUCCUCGAACUGAGAGAAGUCCGAUUGAAUGUUGUUGACUUUAAUUUUUGGUAAGCGUGUUAGCUCCAUCGUAAUGCGUGUUCGUUUACAGGUAUUUUCAGCGAGGAUGUGUUUUCGUUCCAAAAAACGACCACGCUAUUUUUUAGGCUCUUUCUUUAAACCGCAAGUCCUGAUUAGUAUCCAGUUUGGGGCAAGCGGUUCACAUGCACAUUCUUUUCACAAUAACUACAGGUGGUUGUUUGACGUAGGUUUGUGUUUCUUUUCUUUAAAACCAAGACGUUUGUGAAAGUGUAGCUGCUUUGGAGAUGCACUUUUGCAGGCAAGCGCAAUUUUAAAGUUCCGCCUUUUGAAGUUUCGAAGUGUUCAGUGUCUACUUUCUUUUUAAAUGACAAACAUUAUUCAUAAUAAGCCAUAUCAUUCAUGAUUCACAAACACGACAGCUGUUGUUUGACGCUUUUUAAUAUCUUAUAAAUACUGUUUCACAAUCCUUUCUCCCGACCUCAAACGUCCUUUGAAAUUUGAACUUUCUGUAUAGAGAGCCGCUUUUGUUUACUUUUUUGAAUGCGAGUAACUUUAGUUUUAAUCACUCUUUCGCGAUAAAGGCACGUAUUCUUUAACGUUUCGACGCUAUUUUCUUUUUCAAGCAAAUCACCAGCAAGGUUUUAAAAAGCUUUCUUCGUAAUUUGACGUAGUUUAACAACUUCCUAUCACUGAAGCAAGUCAUUAACUUUAAUCUUCGUUCAUUUACAACAGCAGGUGUUUUUUUGACAUUUUGACGCCACUUUAUAUUCUCUAAACAACACCCACGAUCCUUUCUCGUUAUUGCCCAAACUCUCCUCACAAGUUUUGCCGUCUAAAAAUAAGCUGUGCUUUGUUCCUCUUCUAUCCUAGCAAGUUAGCAGAUAUAGGUCCGUAUAUUAACUCACAAAUUACGACAGGUGUUCUUUGUUUCACGUCUAGCUUGACUCCGCUAGCUCUAUAUUCCACACACAACACACUUGAGCCUUGAGUGCUCUUACUUCCUCGUGUCAAUCAAACCAGUUCCAGAAAUCUUUCGUCGAUUCCUCGAGAACGUCUCUACGUGAUCAGACCCACCACGGUCCAAUGUCUUUGCGAAGAUUUUCACACUGUUUGCUAAUUCGCUUUCUCAAAUUAUCGCUAUCUCUUUCCUUUAGUUUUGAUAUUAAGCUGCAAAUGAGUUUUUAUAGAUUAGUUUCAGUUUAAAAUUUAAUAACGGCUGUUUACAACAUGGCCCGAUUUACUUGACCACGUUGCCAAAAUAUUGUCCAUGCAAUUAUAGACCCAAUAACGUUUUAAACCUAAAAGUUGCGGCUUUUGCCUUUAUUCUUUCACUAAUUCGAUAUCAAGCAUGCACGAAAUGUACGCCAGUUUAAAAUAUUAGAUAUGUAAAUUAAAACUUGGCUAAUGCCUCCUCUAUAUGCUGUGAAAAGAUAAGAAAUUUAUAUUAAACAUUUAAAAAUUAGGCUAUAUAGUUCUUCAGUACGAAACUACAAGCAUACUACUAGAGUUCCUAAUACGUAUAGACGCGCAGCAUAAUGCAUGUAUUUCGGUUUGAAGUCUUUAAAGGCCCGUUUCUACUCGGGAAAAUUUUUCGCAGAAAGAAAAUUCUGUAAAAUUCGAUUGGCCCGAAGUUGAAAAUUUUCGACUUUUAUAACAAUGAUAUUUUGGGAAAAUUUUUGUCCGUGGAAAUUUUUCUCGAGCGGAAGUGGGCCUUGAGACUGCAUGUACACGUUUAAAUGUCUUCUUACACAUGCUAUAUGGACAAUCAAUUUAUUAUAAACAUGCAAUAUUUAUUGUGCUCCAGGCUGUAAAUAAUUUCCAGUACACUAUAUAUAGAUUUAUUUUUCGUCUAGUUUGAUACUUAUUUCAUGUCCGUUGCAUCUUUAUAAGUCCAUCAUCAUCAUCAUCAAUCAAUCCUCCAGCACUGUGUCGCGUAAAAUAUAUUUAAAUUUGAAAUUUGUGAUAUCAUUCAAGUGCCUCCCUAGAUUGGCCAUAUAGAUACGCGGUAAACAACUUCAUUAAUUCUCUGUUCAAAUUUUUUUCUCAUUAUCAUUGAGAAACAAACGGUUCAGUCGAGGUGGACCGGAAUAAAAUAUACGCGGACAUGCGUAUAUUAAGCGAAGACUUAACAGAUUACAAAAUUAGGAGCUGUAUAACAUCGUAUCUAAUCGAUACAGACGGAAUAUAAAACGUUUAAAUCUUAUCUAGUCCAUGGUAGACUUGCCCCAUACUACUAUACCAUUGCCGUUCUUAAAAGUCAAUAAAACUCUAGUUUUUGAUAAACCGACAUUUCCUAUAUGAAAUAUAUGGCUAAUCAUAUUUGAAAAUAAAAUGCCUAAUAGAAGUGACUUUAGACUAAAAUUUCUUUGAUUCUGCGGUUGACAACCUCCUGAAUUAGUUUGUGAUUUUUAGUUUAUGAUUUUCAGCGCUUAUAUAUAACGGAUUAACUUGCUGUAAUAAAACCGUAAAUUAAGUUUGAAUAUUUUGCACGGCCAGGGUGAGAAAUAAGGAUUGUAUACUCACCGCUGCUUUAUUCCAUAACCAACCGACAUCGGUGCAAAUCACUGUUGAUUAUAAACCAUUUUUUGUAGUACCGAGCAGGAUUUGUCCCAAGUUCUCGCUCUUGGACUGGUGGCGUUGCUGCUUGCGUCUGCUGUAUAUCUUGGACUUGCGUGUAAAUUGAAUAUAAUUAUUUCUUUUGUCCACAAUUUCCUAUUCGUUCAAAAGAUAGUCGAUGCUUCGAGAUCAAAUUUCGCCCACUCUGCAAUCUUGUAAACUGUAUGAAACCUUGAUCCUUUACUCAAUUGCUUUGAACGAUCUCUUGCAGUGCAGUUAAUCGCGUUUUUUUGUGUAACAAACUGAUAUUUAAAUAUCACAAACUUUUCGUCAAGUGCCUCAGCCUUCAGCGUUUGUUCUGUUGCUUGCGAGAAAUCCGAAAUUCUUCGUUGUUUUUGCCUUUUUCUUCGAGAUUUGACCCGAAUAUUUACUCUUGUUAUCGUUUCCAAGCUCGUUACGCCCAAACCAAGGACGAAAUUGCGUUUUGUUUUGUCGUCGAAAGUAAAUUUUGAAUAAAUUGACAGCGCUUGCAGCGACCGGCGAUGCUUGAGCCAGAUUAACCAAUCAGCGUACGUUUCGUUAUCUUCAUACAUCGCACGCAGCGGCUGGCGUUGUGACAACUCAUGAAAUAGUAAACGUAUUCAAACGUACAUCUUUGUAUGCAGGGGGGGAGAGCGCUGAGAUGAACAAGGGCUAAUGGAUCAUUUGCAUUAUGGACGAAAUUUUGAUCUAGACAAAAAUUUCAUCACAGCUUGAAAGAGCAUCACAAAAUUAGUAAUAUUCCAAAGUUUCGUUGCGAAAUGUUGUAAAAUGCAGAUAAUAUAGCCUUGCGAAGUUUGCCGUUUUCAGUCAUUUUGUAUUACAAACGGGAAAUUGAUGCCCCAACACCCGAUUGGGCUGUCAAUUUCCCGUGCGUAAUACAAAAUGACUGAAAAACGGCAGACAUCGCAAGGCUAUAUUAUCCGCAUUUUACAACAUUUCGCAACGAAACUUUGGAAUAUUGCUAAUUUUGUGAUGCUCUUUCAAGCUGUGAUAAAAUUUUUGUCUAGAUCAAAAUUUAGUCUAUAAUGCAAAUGGUCCAUUCGUUGAGGAUGUUCUUUAUGUAAUAUUGCACGUAAGAUUAUAUUUUUAGCACUGAUAAAGCUAUCCAGUAUAAAUAAAGUUAGUUUAAUUAGGUUUCCUCCUGUAAAGGAUGGCUUACACUAUCAAAGUUUCUGUGAUCACAGUAGGAAUUUUGCAUUAGGGAAAUUCUAAGUUUUGAAUGAUUUGUAAGAAAUUUUUGAGGGAACUGACUUAGUGUUUAACACUAUCAAUAACAGCUAUCCAGUAUAAAGAAAGUUAGGUUGGUUUAGGUUUCUUCCUGUAGUAAGACUGGAUCAAUAAGAGAUGAUCCUUACUGGAUCUCUAGGAAGAACAGUUUAGAGCUGAUAGAGCUAUCCAGUAUAAAUAAAGUUAAUUUGGUUUAGGUUUCUUCCUGUAGUAAGACUGGAUCAAUAAGUGAUGAUCCUUACUGGACCUUUAGGGAGAACAGUUUAUAACUGAUAGAGCUAUCUAGUAUAAAUGAAGUUAGUUUAGUUCAGGUUUCCUCCUGUAGUAACACUGGAUCAAUAAGAGAUGAUCCUUACUGGACCUCUAGGAAGAACAGUUCAGAACUGAUAGAGCUAUCCAGUAUAAAUAAAGUUAAUUUGGUUUAGGUUUCUUCCUGUAGUAAGACUGGAUCAAUAAGUGAUGAUCCUUACUGGACCUUUAGGGAGAACAGUUUAUAACUGAUAGAGCUAUCCAGUAUAAAUGAAGUUAGUUUAGUUCAGGUUUCCUCCUGUAGUAACACUGGAUCAAUAAGAGAUGAUCCUUACUGGACCUCUAGGAAGAACAGUUCAGAACUGAUAGAGCUAUCCAGUAUAAAUAAAGUUAGUUUAAUUUAGGUUUCCUCCUGUAGUAACACUGGAUCAAUAAGAGAUGAUCCUUACUGGAUCUCUAGGAAGAACAGGUUAGAACUGAUAGAGCUAUCCAGUAUAAAUAAAGUUAGUUUAGUUUAGGUUUUCUCCUGUAGUAACACUGGAUCAAUAAGAGAUGAUCCUUACUGGACCUCUAGGAAGAACAGUUUAGAACUGAUAGGGCUAUCCAAUAUUUAAAAAUGUUUUCAAUUUAGUUUAGUGUUCUGCAUGAAUUGCCUCCCCCCCCCCCUCCCUCCCCGCAUUGAAGGGCCGUUGGCGUGUAAACCUCAUGACAGCUUUAUUUACAACUCACGGAGAACAAGCAAAACAAUGGUCGAGUGAAUGAAUAAAAAUCGCAGUUCUCACAAAAUUAUCUUUGCGUGAAUCAAAAUAUGAUGUGAAAACCACAAAAUACGUUUCCACGAUUUCUCAUCAAUCAACUUAAACUGAAACGUCCGGCAUAGAAAUACAUGCAGGCAAACCAACAACGGAGUCAAAAACAUUCAAAUAAUGAACAGCAUUGUCCUUCCUUGUUCAUCACCAAUAUCUUCUCCAAGUGAUGCCCACAACAUUUUAAAUAUCGAAAUAGGUUUGCGCUGGCGUAGGUAGUGGCAAUAACAUCAGAAAGUUGCGGCAGUCGAAUUCCUCUCAAUUCGCACAUUUCUAAAUAUUGGAAUAGCAUUUCCUGAGCAAAAGGCAAACUGAAGUUUCUCCCUGGGCGACCAGAUGGAAUAUCAGUUUUUGUUUGCGGAAUAUGAAAUUGUUUGUGGAAUGCAGAUUACAGAGUAAUUUUUUCAAGAUAUGAUGUUGUUGAAUAAGGGUUUAAAAAAACAUGGUUUAAAAAAACUCCGCUUGGAAUGCAGAAUUUUUUAAAGAUAUUGGCAUGGAUAUGUGGAAAUUGUACGCUCCAAAAUUCCAUCUUAUCCCCCGAUUUUUUUAUCAUCGUUGACGUUCGUCCUGUGUCACCACAUUGCGGUUUUUGUGAUUGUGUACUUUUCUUAAUCUAAUCAACAAAUUCAAUUAAUUUUUCACGAGAAAAACGUAUUGCAAAUUGGCUGGCUCAAAUGAAAUUAGUUAUUAUUGCGAAAAUGCCGAAUAUUUAUCUCUAAAGAGAUUUCCUUUGUAUGAUAAUAAUAUUCUAAUAUCCAUAUAGUGAGAAGAAUUUAACCUAUAAUAUUAACUUUAUUUAUACUGGAUAGCUCUAUCAGUUCUAAACUAUUGUCCCUAUAGAAGUCCAGUAAGGGUCAUCUCUUACUUAUCCAAUGUCACUACAGGAGGAACCUAAACUAAACUAACUUAAUUUAUACUGGAUAGCUCUAUCAGCUCUAAACUGUUCUUCCUAGAGGUCCAGUAAGGAUCAUCUCUUAUUGAUCCAGUGUUACUACAGGAGGAAACCUAAACUAAACUAACUUUAUUUAUACUGGAUAGCUCUAUCAGUUCUAAACUGUUCUUCCUAGAGGUCCAGUAAGGAUCAUCUCUUAUUCAUCCAGUGUUACUACAGGAGGGGAUUAAAGUGCAGUGUUUGGUAGAGUCAAGCUGGAAGCACUCUUCUCACAUGCGAGGCAAAAUUACUAUCUAGACUUUUCAUUGUUUUGAAAAUCCCACUGUUCUCCAUGUCAUCCAGUCAUGAUCCAGUGAUGAAAAUGUUCCAUUGUCUUAUCAUUGUUUUAAAAAUGUCACUGUUAUCCAUGCCAUCCAGUCAUGAUCCAGUGAUCAAAAUGUUCCAUUGUCUUUUCAUUGUUUUAAAAUCCCACUGUUCUCCAUGCCAUCCUGUCAUGAUCCAGUGAUCAGAAUGUUCCAUUGUCUUUUCAUUGUUUGAAAAUUUCACUGUUCUCCAUGCCAUCCAAUCAUGAUCCAGUAAUCAGAAUGUUCCAUCGUCUUUUCAUUGUUUUGAAAAUCCCACUAUUCUCCAUGUCAUCCAGUCAUGAUCCAGUGAUCAAAAUGUUCCAUUGUCUUUUCAUUGUUUUGAAAAUCCCACUAUUCUCCAUGUCAUCCAGUCAUGAUCCAGUGAUCAGAAUGUUCCAUUGUCUUUUCAUUGUUUUGAAAAUCCCACUAUUCUCCAUGUCAUCCAGUCAUGAUCAAGUGAUCAAAAUGUUCCAUUGUCUUGUCAUUGUUUUAAAUAUAUACUCCAUACCAUCCGGUCCCUAUUGUUUUUUACUCCAUUGAAUAUGCGUAUCUUUUUACUCUUUAUGAAUAGGCGUAUUCAAUGUAUAAAAUGAAUUUGGAUAACUACGAGUUUUCUUCCAUCCUAGGUUCAUUCCUCAAGGUUUCUCUAAUGCUGAACCGGAAACAAGUGAAAAAAAUCAAAACCUCGGUCAAGAGUAAAACGUUAACGCCCGUAUACAACGAAGCUUUUAUAUUUGACGUGCCCACACAGCAUAUUGGGAACGUUGGCUUGUACGCGCGUGUGGUGAACGUGAGGGAUAAUGAGGAACUAUUGGGGAAGGUUGUUAUAGGUCCCAAUGCUAGGACGAGUAUGGGGGUACAUCAUUGGGAAUGUAUGCUGCUGUCUCCUAGGAAACCUAUAGCUCAGUGGCACAAAAUUUUGUAAUAAGUUUCUUUAUGGUAAUUAUUUAUUUGUACACAAGAAAUUUAAGUGUCUGUUAACAAAAGGUUUCCAAGAACGAUUACAAUCAAAAUGAUACUGUAAUAUUGAACAUAUUUACACAAUAAAUAAAUUAUUUUUACACUUUCAUGUGUUUUUCUAUAAAUUAUAGCACUGUUCUGUUCUAUCAUUCGAACGUCAAUGUUGCCUUUUCCUAAUCAGUCCUUGUCAUAGGCGUACGAGGCGGGGGGCAGGGGGGGGGUAGCUGCCCCCCCAACAAGAUUACAAAGUCGAAAAGUCGGGCAAAUGUUCAGCAAAAGUCGGGCAAAAGUCGGGCAAAAAGUAGUCAAACCCCAGUUUGUUGGGCAAACAAAGCCAGUUGGGCAAUAUUCACUUCACAGUUGGGCAGUAUUUGGUUAUUAUAAAAAUAAAUGGAACAAGUUCUGGAAAUAUGUCAAUUUUUCGAUUUUUGGGAAAGUUUGUUUGAUGUUUCGAAAAAUUUGGGCAUGUCCGAAAAAUUUUUUUGACCCCUAAAAUGGUACACUGACCGAAAUUUUUUUGGCGACGGGGGGGGAAAGGUCGCCAAAAAAAAUUUUCCGGAAAAAUUUUUUUUCGGCACUAGUCGAGCAUAAUCCGAAAAAGUCGGGCACAUUUCUUUCUGCCCCCCAAUUUUUUCCUUCCCGUACGCCUAUGGUCCUUGUAACAAGGUGAUAACAACUUGUUCUAGCUCAACAACUGGGAACAAGCAGUGCGAACACAUCCUGAUAUCGGCUUGACAACAACCUUGUUACAACUUGUGUGAAGAUCUAUAACAAGUACUAACAACUUGCGCAUUUUAACGUGUGUAAAUCACAGAAACGUAACGAGAGCCGUCGAGUGUUCUUCACUAACUUUAACAGCACCGCUUUACAACCUUUGCAAUGGCUUUCUUGAAUCUUUGGUUGCGCAACACGUAGAGGAAUGGAUCUAGGGAGCAGUGAAUCUGAAUGAGCGUGUUCAGCGGAUGCAGCCACGUAUGAAACGUCGUGUUAUCUCCGCCAGAAAGACGUUCAUAAAAUCUGAAAAUUGUGGACGGUAGCCAGCUGAGUAAGAAGACUGUCAAUAAUAAAGCGAUAGUUUUAGUCGCUCGCAUGUUUGAAAGCAAUUUUUUCCCCUUGUCAUUUGACCGUGAGUGUUUCCAUAUCUUCUUCACCUGUUUCCUAGCGAUGAUAAAAAUUGAAACUUGUGUCGCGACGAUGGAAGCUACGAUCACCCCAAGAAUGCUGGGAAACACAACCGCUGACAGGUUUCGUUUAAAGUACGCGGUCGCGCCCAUGGCGAAUGAUGCCAACCAUAUCCCGCUGAUCACGAAAAACGCGGUCCGUUUGGAGAUGAUAUUUUCAUAGCGAAGUGGCCAACGUAGUACAAUAUAGCGAUCCAUAGUGGCUGUGAGAAGGCUCAUAGAGCUUGCAGAGAGAGUGGCUUGGCCGAUCGCUCUUCUGACGGCCCACUCGUAAGGCUGAUUCGGUUCUCGCGCCAACAAUCUACGUAUCACAAAAGGCUGAAACAGAACGCUGGCCAGAAGAUCGGAGACGCAGAGACUCGACGUGAAUACGUCCGUGGUCUUUCGGAGAUCUGAAUGGCUGAGAACUAAUCCGAUUAGAAAUACGUUAGCCAAUGUGGCGAGCAUGAUUCCAACGAGGUCAAGUAUUGAAAACACCAGCGCGACCGUCAAGUCGAUUUGAACGAAUGGGAUGUCAAUGGAUGUGUUGGUAUAUUCAGGAGUAGGUGUGGUGGUUGCGUUUUCUCCAAGCGUUGAGAAAUUCAUCCCUGGAAAGAAAAUGUUUAACUUGAGCUUCUGCAUUAACACAGAUUUUUCGGGCUACCUAGGAUU
Paramuricea clavata is the source of this 14881-nucleotide messenger RNA. The record is from the annotation of a GenBank genome assembly. Lineage: Eukaryota; Metazoa; Cnidaria; Anthozoa; Malacalcyonacea; Plexauridae.